Molecule: messenger RNA, 596 nt
Organism: Astrephomene gubernaculifera
Lineage: Eukaryota; Viridiplantae; Chlorophyta; Chlorophyceae; Chlamydomonadales; Astrephomenaceae
Source: the annotation of a GenBank genome assembly
CGGGGCGUAUGGAGGCGGCGGGGAGGGAAGUGUGGAGGAGGCUGCCGAGGGGCUGAUGAGAGCCGCCGGUCUGCAGCCACCAGGGCCCCCUGAGCCAGCGCGCCCGCCUCGAGCACCCGCCCCCACCACCACUCCCACUCUUACCGCCGCCCCCACCACUACACAACGCCUACCUGGCGUGCUCCCAGCCCACCCCGCCCGCCUCCUCCUCAUGCAGUCCGCAGCCGCUGCAGGCGGCCAUGGCAGCCCUGCAGGCGGCCAUGGUGGCUCCCCCAGUCCGCUGCUGCGGCUGGGUCGCGGCGCCAGUUUGUUCCGCGCGGAGGCCAACGAGGCGGGUGUGCGCAGCGUGGAGAACGGACUCAUCCCCGCCAAGAUGGUGCGCGUGCGGCUGCUGCACUACCUCAUCGCGAAGCUAGUGGGUCUGGGCGGCUUCGACCCCGACCCGCUGUCCUCCGUGGACCCCGACCCCGCCUCCCUGCCGCACAUGCCGCUGGCGCUGGGCGAGGAGCUGCUCAGCCUGGCGUCCGCGGCGGAGCGCUCGCGCAUGGCCUUUGCGUUCGGAGCCAUGAAGGGGGGAGCGGGGGGAGGAGCGCAGG